AUGAGGUCGUCUAAUGAAAUAAAGACGGAGAGUCCGGAACCCAUCGCAGAUAUCACAGAUGAACCAUCCAAAGGUUGGAAUCUCGAAGGUCAAACUCAAACGAACUCGACGAACAAGAGACAUCGAUUCGCCUGCAUACCCAUUACUUGGACUUGGGUGGUGUCUGAAAAGUUUGAUCGGUUGCUACCACCGCACAAACCGAUCUUGGGUCUCAAACGCAAGACAUUCUGCCUCAUUCUACUAGCUAUUCUUCUCUGCAUACUGGGGAUUGCAAUCGGCGUCCCAGUUGGCCUUUCUAGAAAUAAGGAUCGCAUCCGUGUUUCCAAAGGCAAUCCCGAUGGCAAUUUUUUUGGCGACUUGACCUACUUCGCUCCGGCUAUGGGUGCAUGUGGUCUAACCAACACCGAAAAUGACGCCAUAGUCGCUAUUUCUCACGAACGGUUUGAUCAGGCGUCUAUAGGCAGCAAUCCCAAUAAUAAUCCGCUUUGCAACAAAAAAAUUCGGAUCACCAGGGGCGGAAAUUCUGUUGACGUGAGAGUUGUCGAUCGAUGUACGGGGUGUAAGUUCGAUGACCUCGACGUUACGAUAGCUGUGUUCACCAAAUUAGCGGAUGAGGCCCAGGGUCGAGUUGAUAUGACAUGGUCUUGGCUCUGAGUAACAUUGGAACUUUCCCGAUGUUGUGUGACGCAUGUCAGUGAGAGACUUUGAGUGACUCGCACUUCGCUUGACUCCCUAACCAUCACGUGAUAUUUUAUAAUUACG
Periconia digitata is the source of this 762-nucleotide messenger RNA. NCBI's taxonomy places the organism in Eukaryota, Fungi, Ascomycota, Dothideomycetes, Pleosporales, Periconiaceae. The record is from the annotation of a GenBank genome assembly.